Molecule: messenger RNA, 2062 nt
Organism: Oryza brachyantha (malo sina)
Lineage: Eukaryota; Viridiplantae; Streptophyta; Magnoliopsida; Poales; Poaceae
Exons: 1
Coding region: 105-1832 (575 amino acids)
Source: RefSeq, a predicted model, not a curated record
ACAUCGUCGCAGCGCACAUCGCCAAUAAUAAAUCGUCUCCAUCUGGGAAACCAUUUCCAAAAACCAGACGACCUAGUAGAGCCGCCGCCGCCGCCGCCGCCGCCAUGGCCACACUCGUCGGACCUCCGAUCCCUCACGAAAUCCCCAUUCCAGAUGUCAUACCGCCUCCGCCUCCGCCACAGUGCUUCCACCAGAUGCUCUCCUCCGGUGACCCCUGCCUCGACUUCUUCUUCCAGGUCGUACCCGGCGCAACCCCUGCCACCACACUCACCCAACUCCUCGCCGCCGCCUGGGCUUCCAACCCGCUCACGGCGCUCAAGCUGCUCUGCAAUCUCCGCGCCGAGCGCGGCCUCGGCAAGGCCGACCGGGACGGCUUCUACGCCGCCGCCCUCUGGAUGCAUGACAACCACCCCCGCACGCUCCUCGCCAAUCUCGCCUCCUUCGCCACCUUCCGCUGCCUCAAGGACCUCCCCGAGAUCAUCUACCGCGUCCUCCAAGGCCACCGCCACGAACACCACCACGACCACCACGACGGCCAGCCCGAUGGCCCCCGCCCCCGCCUCCGCUUCAAGCGCCGCUGCGUCGACCAUGACCAUGGCAAGGCUGCCAGGGCCAUCCUGCGCAAGGAGGCGCAACUCGCGCAGGCCCUGCUCCUGCGGUACGACUCGGACGACAACUUCCGCUUGCUUCACGGCCGCGUCGCCGACACCUUCGCCGACCUGCUCAAGUCCGACGUCGAGCACCUGCGCGCUGGUGAGAACGCCAAGAUCAGCCUCGCCGCCAAGUGGUGCCCGUCGCUCCGCUCGUCCUACGACCGGGCGACCCUGCUCUGCGAGGCCAUCGCCCGCCGGAUGUUCCCGUACGAGUCGAGCCAGGAGUACCUCCACAUCUCUGACAAGCACUACGCCUACCGCGUCCGCAACCGGCUCCGGCGGGAGGUGCUCGUGCCCCUGCGCAAGGUCCUCGAGCUACCUGAGGUGUACAUUAGCGCGGGCAAGUGGGAGCAGAUGCCCUACGAGCGCGUGGCGUCCGUGGCGAUGCGGCAGUACAAGAAGGCGUUCGAGAAGCACAACAAGUCUGGCCUCGCCGGCUUCCUGGACGAGGUGCGCACGGGCCACGCGCGGGUGCCGGUCGACGCGGCUCUGCCUCACGAGUUGUUGGCCGCCGCACUCGAGGGCAAGCACGACGAGGCGGCCGAGCUUCAGUGGCGGCGCAUGGUGUCCACGCUGGCAGCGGAGGGACGGCUGAGCAACUGCAUUGCGGUAUGCGGGCUGUCAGGCGAUGUGGCGAAGCCACCGGGCGCGGCGGCCAUCGCGCUGGGGCUGCUGAUCUCGGAGCUGAGCCAGGAUCCAUGGAAGGGACGGGUAAUCACCUUCGGCGAGACGCAGCAGCUGCACAAGGUGUGCGGCGCGACGCUGGUGCACAAGGUCCAGUCGAUGGCGUCGGUACGGGCUCGCAAGAGCCGGAAACUGAACCUGCAGGCCGUGUUCGACCGGAUACUGAACGUGGCGGUCGUCGGCGGUCUGGCCAAGGACAUGAUGGUGAAGAGGGUGUUUGUGCUGAGCGACAUGGAGUUGGAGGGCGGCGCGUGGGGAGUCGAAGCCAUGUUCGAGGCGAAGGGGUUCUCGGCGCCGGAGGUGGUGUUCUGGAACGUGUGCGCAACGCCGUUGAUGCCAGUGGUGGCGGCGCAGGAGGAUGCAGCGCUGGUGAGCGGCUACUCCAAGAACCUGGUGAGGCUCUUCUUGGAGUCGGACGGCAAACUCACGCCGGCCGCCGUCAUGGUUGAUGCCAUCUCCGGCCCGGAAUACGACGCGCUUGAGGUGGUGGACUGAUUGACAUUUGACUUUGCUUCUCUAUCAGUACCAUCUCUACUAAUCAUGGUACGGUUCUAUAUGAAUAACUCUCAUCAAUGAAUGAACAAGUUGAGUAUUACUGAUCAAUUAUCUGGUUCUAUAUAUAUGAUAUGCCUGUAUGCAUGCUUUUGCUGAUCUCUCCUUUUUCUUUCAUUUUUCCUUUUUUAGGCUGUAAUAUUAGGAAUGGUCCAAUUAUUAGUAUUGGAGUG